Messenger RNA from Prunus armeniaca (apricot), 1050 nucleotides. Lineage: Eukaryota; Viridiplantae; Streptophyta; Magnoliopsida; Rosales; Rosaceae. The record is from the annotation of a GenBank genome assembly.
AUGGAGGAUUUUUCUUCUUCUUCUGAUUCUGAUGAUGAUUUUAUGUUGUUUGUCUUCCCAAUAUUGCUACUAGCAGCGAGGGAGGAAGAACUCGCCAACAAUGGGAGGCGGAAACGACGCCGUCUCGCUUGCGAGGUCUUUACGCGACCUAUCGGCGACACUGGGCCCACUGACACCGGGUCUCCCAGUCCUCCUUUAAUCAGCGAUGCUCGUACCCCACUUAAACCAAACAAGAUAAAAAACAACCCCGUAUCCCCGCAACCAAACACCCACGCCCACCCACCCAAAAUGGAAUCUCAAUCGCUCCAACCCAAACAGAUCUUCAUCUUAUCGGGCCAGAGCAACAUGGCCGGCCGCGGCGGCGUUUUCAGAGACCACCAUCAACACCAACAUUGGGACCGCGUCGUUCCGAACGAGUGCGGCCCCCAUCCAUCCAUCCACCGCCUCAGCGCGCAUCUCCGGUGGGAGCCCGCGCUCGAGCCGCUUCACGCCGACAUCGAUGCCACGAAGGUAUGCGGCGUGGGGCCGGGGAUGGCGUUCGCGAACGCCGUGAGGGAGCGCGUGGGGGUGUUGGGGCUCGUGCCGUGCGCGGUGGGCGGGACGGCGAUCAAGGAGUGGGCGCGUGGGGAGCACUUGUACGAGAGUAUGGUGAAGAGGGCGAGAGAGAGCGUGAAGGGCGGGGGUGAGAUCAAAGGAUUGUUGUGGUACCAAGGGGAGAGUGACACGUCGACGCAGCAUGAUGCUGAUGCAUACCACGGGAACAUGGUGGAGCUCAUUGAGAAUGUGCGCGAGGAUCUUGGCUUGCCUUCGCUUCCUAUUAUCCAGGUGGCUAUUGGGUCUGGGGAUGCAAAGUACAUAGAGAAAGUGAGGGAGGCCCAAUUGGGAAUGAAGGUUCCAAAUGUGGUUUGCGUGGAUGCAAAGGGGUUGGAGCUCAAAGAUGAUCAUCUGCACCUGACCACCAAGGCCCAGGUUCAAUUGGGUCACAUGUUGGCUGAUGCUUACAUCAAACACUUUGUAUCAUCAGAAGCCAAUGCUCAUCCUGCCCUUUAA